GCGCACUUUCCUCUGCUCGUGCUCAUCUCACGCGAGCCAGCUCAGGGGCGCGUGCCACAAUAUCCGAAGCGGAGGGGACAGCUCCCAGGUGCUGAAAUUGGUCGGCGCUCCAGAGAGAAAGAGAGACACGGGGGGAAGAAAAUCAACGGCUGCAUUACACUCACAAUCAAAAAACAACCGUGUUCUGCAAAACAGGGGCAGAUACAGAUAGAGCCGAGGCCUUCAAAACAGAUGGCUGCCACUCAGGAUGUCAAAGGGAAGGGAGAGGGAGGGGACCAAAACUUUGACUACAUGUUCAAGCUGCUGAUCAUCGGCAACAGCAGCGUGGGCAAAACGUCUUUCCUGUUCCGCUACGCUGACGACGCCUUCACUUCGGCCUUCGUCAGCACAGUGGGCAUUGACUUCAAAGUAAAGACGGUCUACAAGAAUGACAAGAGGAUCAAACUGCAGAUCUGGGACACAGCCGGCCAGGAGCGCUACAGGACCAUCACCACUGCCUACUACCGCGGGGCCAUGGGCUUCAUCCUAAUGUACGACAUCACCAACGAGGAGUCCUUCGGCGCUGUGCAGGACUGGUCAACUCAGAUAAAAACCUACUCGUGGGAUAAUGCACAGGUGGUGCUGGCUGGAAAUAAGUGUGAUAUGGAAGAAGAGAGAGUGGUCUCAGUGGACAACGGCAGACUGCUGGCAGAACAGCUGGGUUUCGAAUUCUUUGAGACCAGCGCCAAGGACAACGUCAACGUGAAGCAGACCUUUGAACGUCUCGUCGACCUCAUUUGCGACAAGAUGUCCGAGAGCUUGGACUCGGAUCCGGCCGUCACCACAGGAGCUCCCACUGCCAAACUCACAGACAGCGCUCCGCCCCUCCAGCAGCCUGGAUGCAACUGUUAGUGACUGAUGUCAGGAAGCAAAAAGGGGGAGGGCAGCGCGGGUCCUGUAAGGUGGUAGAGUGUGCAGAGUUGUAUUCUCCCUUAUCACUCCUGCUAGUGCUGCUUUCUCUGGACUACAGUUCAAACCCUGUUUAGUGGUAGAAUUACAAAAUGCCGUCGUACUAUCUCUCAACUUUAUCACCUUAUAUCAAGAGCAAAUAACCAGACAAACACACAUGGCUAUUGUAAACUGUUUGACAUUACAGGAUAUCCAAAACGUAGAGACACCAUAUUCUCAUUCCUCAGCUAGUUAGUAUGGUCAUAAACCAAGCCUGUUGGAUAAGGCUGGAAAUAGUCCAUAGACAUGAUGUACAGUUAGUCCUUAAGACCUUUAAAAAUCUUUAAGACCUAGAAUAAUUAUAAAAUGAGAGAUAGAGUAAGUGAGUGCUUUGACUUUUAUUUUUUGUACAGUAUGAAUUUUCCUUUUAUAGGAUUAUUUUGUCUCCUAAAGCUGCCAAAUCUAUGAUUUAGUGCACUAAAGGAUGUAGCGGCUUUCAUUCGUGUAGUGAGUGUGUGGCUGUUGUGUGACUGUACAGUAAGUGUGUGUGUGGGUUUGCACGAGUGUGAGUAUUAUGUGACAAAUGAGUGAAACUCUGUCAUCGAAAAAAGGUCGUCUACCUUGGAUAAAAAAAAAAAGUGGCCUUUUAGCAUCUCCAACACGGCCUCCGUACGUUCCCCUGUCUUGCUUUACUUUUGGAAUGAAUCCAGUAUGUGUAAUGUUGAUGUGAGUACUAUUCUACGUUUUGCUGUCUGUAGAUGUGUGAUUUCUCUGAUAAGUAUAUCUGUAAUUCUUAAAAGCAACUACUUCUAUAUGCUUAGCCUCUAAGUUGACCCUUUAUAGUUUAAUGCGAUGAGCAUGCUGCCAAAAAGUCAAUCAUAUGUGCUGUUUUAUCUAAAGAUAGAACCUAAACAUCCUCAACUCCACAUGAUAGCAACGAUCCAGCAUUUCAUUCAAUACACACACUGACAUGGCACAGUACAGUGUGUGAUAUAUAACAAGUGAUCAGCUCUGGCAUGGAAUAAACAGCCAUAUAAAAAAAAAAAAAAAAAAAAAGUUUCAUUCAGCAUGCUAAAAUUUCAUGUUUGUGCUAUAAAAUAAUUCCCUCCUGAAAGAAAAACAUUAUAGAUAGUAGUGGUCUUAAUGAUAACUCAAGCCCAUAUGAUAUGAAAGUUGGAGCCCCUUUUAAAAUCCAGAAAGCCUUUCAGUUCUGCAAAAACGUUUGUGCCAAAACAAUACAAUUCCUUUUGCAUCGUGAGUUGUUUGUUGCAUAGUUGAAUAAAAAAAAAAAUAAAUAUUGCAUGAAGCCAGUCCUGACGUAGAUUUAUAUAAUAAGAUAGUGUAUAUAUAUAUCACUCUGUGUUACAGAUUUAGAAGCAUUGUCAUAGCACUUGCUGUGAGAUGCAAUGGGCCAAUAAGUGCAAUAUUUUGUGAAUGAAACCCUGUACAUAGUUUCUCCUGUCCUCGAGUACUAUGACUCUAUCUGCAGUAUGUGAGAGACAGUUUGGUCAGAAUGGCUGUGAAACUGAUGUACAAUCUCUGAAAAAAAGCGAGUGUGUGUGUGUGCGUGCGCGCGUGUGUGUACCUGCCAUGUUGAACAGACAAAUGACGUAAUAUAGUGUAUUGUUUGCGUAUACCUUUUGUACAAAUGUAUUCACGUACUAUAUGCUGUUCCUGCUAACUGUUGGGUGUUGAUUGAUCUCGUAUUAUCAUGUCAAAAUGCAGUGUUAUUGUGAACGAUAGUCAGGGAGGUUACUUAGUCCAUGCCAUACUGUUGUAAAUCCAAGAAAAGGGAUAGACCCUGCGCAUACGUGUGUACACGUUCUUUGUGCGUGUGCACCCGUUGUAUGUGUGUGAUAUUAUGAUUUUAUGCUAGUAGCCAUGAAAUAAAUUAUUGUAUUGAUCUCCAGUCAAGAUUCAUUUGAUAGAGGAAUAGCUAUGUGGCCGUGGCCUGACAGUCACUCUGGUCAAAUGUCAUUGUAGAACAGUAUGACUUUACAUAUUACUGAAUAUAUUUGUUUCUCAAGAGUGCAAGCAAAGUAAGAAGUAUGUUUUUGAGAUUAUAGGAAAUAAAUCAAAUUCUAUCA
Messenger RNA from Anarrhichthys ocellatus (wolf-eel), 3014 nucleotides. RefSeq names its product RAB3C, member RAS oncogene family (gene rab3c). Bases 232 to 891 code for a protein of 219 amino acids. NCBI's taxonomy places the organism in Eukaryota, Metazoa, Chordata, Actinopteri, Perciformes, Anarhichadidae. Gene Ontology annotation, molecular function: GTPase activity; GTP binding. The transcript has 5 exons. The record is from RefSeq and is a predicted model, not a curated record.